Messenger RNA from Meloidogyne enterolobii, 438 nucleotides. The record is from the annotation of a GenBank genome assembly. NCBI's taxonomy places the organism in Eukaryota, Metazoa, Nematoda, Chromadorea, Rhabditida, Meloidogynidae.
AUGGGAAAAACUUGGGAGGAAAACUUGGGGGGAAGAAAAGGGAGAUCUGUCAGGCUCAAUAUUACCAUUCGUCUUUUUCAGUCCUCCUCAACCUCUUCGAAAGACGACGAAAUUUGUGUUGUUUACCACACAAAAAAAGACGUUAAAAAGAAGGAAGAAGAAGAGGUUGUGUUUAUUGGAGAAAAUAAAAUUGAAAAAGUAAAGGGAGAAGAGGAGGUUUUGUUGAGAGGAAUGGCAACACAAGCAUUGUUACGGGAAGCUAAUCGUUCUGCACUGAGGGCGAAAGAAUAUGGGCCUCAAGGAUGGUUAAAACCUCGCGCUUUAACUACAAAUAAGCGUUUUCUGGCAAGAACGUUACAAUCUGUUGAACUUGACAGAAAGGAGUUUGAACAAAAGAGGAAAAUGUUGACAGAAAAAAGAAGGGCUGCUGAACGAUAG